Messenger RNA from Oenanthe melanoleuca, 1142 nucleotides. RefSeq lists its product as uncharacterized. The transcript is spliced from 9 exons. Bases 127 to 1017 code for a protein of 296 amino acids. Lineage: Eukaryota; Metazoa; Chordata; Aves; Passeriformes; Muscicapidae. The record is from RefSeq and is a predicted model, not a curated record.
CAGUCCUUGAGCACAACUGUUGCGGCAGCAGCGGCGGCGGCGGCGGCAGUGGUGCUGACAUUGGGACAGCGGUGGCAGCACAGCGGUGGCAGCAAGAGCUGCGGGACUGGCAGAGGGCAAGGCACCAUGGCCCUUGCUCUGCGCCUCUUCCUCCUGCUCCUCCUGGCAGUGGCCCUGCCUGCCAGGGCUGCCCAGGCAGCUCCGUGGCCAGCGCGGGGAGCAGAUUGGUAUGCUGGAGAUGUUUUUACAGCACCUUGGCUAGAAGAUAGUUUGGAUGCAGUGGAACCUCCCACAGUUACAAGUGUGUCUGCAGGGAACACUUUUCCACCUCCUGGGCUAGAUGCUGCGUACAAACCCAGCUCCCAUCCUAGGGGUCCGCCAAGAGGAAAGACCCAAGCAAAAGUAGAAAAUAAAUUCAUGGAGCCUUCGGAAGUUCUGGACCAGAUGCUGAGUGAUCUGGAGAGACGCCGUGGAAUGAAAGGAGAGGCUUUGCAGAAGGAAGCAAUUCCCAGAGGAAGCAGUAGUUCUGUGCUUGCCUCUGCUGCCGGAAGGCAGGCUGUGCCAGGCACAGUCACAGGAGACUGGGAUCACAACAUGGAUUAUUUGGAAGCCCUGGCUCAUAACCAUUUUGAGUUCUUGGAGUAUGCUGAAGCCAAAGCUGUUGCAGAAGGUGAUUCAGCUUCCCAGACCAUCUCCAGGACUGAGCCUCUGGGAGAUGGUGAAGAUUCAGCCAGCACCUCAACACAUGUUCCCAAUUCCCAGAAGGGCAUUGGAAGCGGUGUCUGUCAGGGAACACGCUGUUUGCUUGAGUUCAUGGCCAUUGUGGCUGGCGGGGAGCUUGUCUUUAUGUUGUGCUGUGUUGGAGUCUGGUAUUGCUGGAAGAGAAAACGGAGCGCCCUUGAAGAAAAGCUGAAGGCUGGUGGCUGGUCCCGAGACCUCUACAGCCGGAGGAGCCACAGCAGCAGCUCUGAGUCUGACCAAUUUUUAUUUUCACCACCAACCUCUGUGGUACUUUGAGGACCAGGCCUCUAUCCAUGGCCGAAGGUGAAACACCCAGGAAAGGAUUUGGAAAUGCUCAACUGGACCUUGACUGAGAGUUUCCAAAACCAGCUCUUCUGUUCCAAUAAAGAGAGAGAGCUGUC